Molecule: messenger RNA, 306 nt
Organism: Parnassius apollo (apollo)
Lineage: Eukaryota; Metazoa; Arthropoda; Insecta; Lepidoptera; Papilionidae
Source: the annotation of a GenBank genome assembly
AUGUACGAAGAUUUAAAAUCCAAAUCGUCCAAAUUAUCAAUUAUAAUUGACGAUGUCAGCACUACAAAGUUGAAUUCCCUAGAGAAGAAAACACCAAAUCGUGACGUCAUGGAUGCUGUGAAGAAUGCUGCUAGUGAUACGAAGAAGGCCGCAAGCGAUGCGGGUAGCGCUGUCGGCAACGCGGCCUCCAAUGCUGCGGGCAGCGCGAGCGAUGCUGUCGGUGGGGCUGUGGGCAGCGCGAGCGAUGCUGUCGGCGGGGCUGCUAAAGACGCAAGCGCUGCCGUCUCCAAGGCGGUCUCUAAAUAG